UCAGCACCGAACGAAACUCCCCAUGCAAUAGGCACCUCGUCGACAACCCCCCGUUUAACUAACCCAACAGCAAAAAGACAACCCGUACAAGCCGUCAAGAUGGUUGCCGCCGCCAAGCACACCGCGAUCGUGAAGAAGCGCACGAAGAGCUUCAUGCGCCACCAGAGCGACAGGUUCAAGCGCGUUGACCCUAGCUGGAGGAAGCCCAAGGGAAUCGACAACCGUGUCCGCCGUCGGUUCCGUGGCAACAUUGCCAUGCCCUCGAUCGGCUAUGGCUCCAACAAGAGAACCAAGCACAUGAUGCCUUCCGGCCACAAGGCUUUCCUCGUCCAGAACAUCAACGACGUCGAGCUCCUCCUCAUGCACAACCAGGUCUUCGCCGCUGAGAUCGCACACAACGUCUCAUCGAGGAAGCGCAUUGAGAUCAUCGCACGGGCGAAGCAGCUGGGUGUCAAGGUCACCAACCCCAAGGCCAAGGUUACCACCGAGGUAUAAUCGACUCGAUCGGUGUGGUGUACGGCGUGUUUCGUUCCUUUUUUUUCUGGUUGCGACAAAGAUUUACUUUGCUCUUGGUCUGCGGGGGAAAAAAAUAUCACUGUCAUUUUCUGCACGGAAGCUUCUGGGGUCCCUAGGGUCAUGAAUUGCAUCUUAUUUUUACGGUUGCUUCUUGUCCCCAUGCAGCAGCCCAAGAGACACCGGGCCGUGAUGUUGGCAAUGCGGAAAUAACGAACAUUUUGACGACCAAAAACAAGCUAGACAGGGGCUUGUGAUGCUAACGGCGACGCCCGGGGUUUAGGCCUCAACUUUUUUCACAUGUUUGAACGAACUCACUUGGGGCCGGCGGUCGGCGUUUUGGGGAUGGAUUAGGCCUGGAAUUAAAAAGCACGAUGGACGCCUACCAACACAACCGAAGUCUAAAUCUAAAUACAGAUGAACGCAGGCUUCUCAUGUUGAUUGAAAUUGGAUGGCAUCAACGGGUUUUUCCAUGUCGGACGUCCGUCUACUGAGUAGCACAUUGGGGUCCAGCCUCUUCUUCAUCCUCCCACUCUGACCCACCCUGUUCUCCAGCCGAAGCACCCAUCUGUAGUUUGAUGUAUUAGUAAAC
This is a messenger RNA of Pyricularia oryzae 70-15, 1105 nucleotides long. RefSeq names its product 60S ribosomal protein L32. The record is from RefSeq and is a predicted model, not a curated record. Gene Ontology annotation, cellular component: cytosolic large ribosomal subunit; ribosome. The transcript has 5 exons. Gene Ontology annotation, biological process: translation. Lineage: Eukaryota; Fungi; Ascomycota; Sordariomycetes; Magnaporthales; Pyriculariaceae. Gene Ontology annotation, molecular function: structural constituent of ribosome. Bases 100 to 495 code for a protein of 131 amino acids.